AUGCCACAUCCAGUAGCACGCCCAACGCCUCCCGGCAAGGGCAAGGGCAAGGGCAAGCCGUCUGAUUGUCAAGAAAAACGUCAAUUUUUGGAAGAAAAGAACCAUAAGAAGAGACUUCCAGACGGCGAUAAAAGGUUGAAUACAUUGCACGCGGAAGAUACCAUUGCAGAAGAUGAUGAUUCAUCGGAGACACUCAGCAAUGGCUUGCCGCCUGAUGCCAGAAAGCUCGAUUCGUAUGAUGAAUUAGUCCUCAAUCACAUAGAAGGUUUUUCAGAUGAUCCGUGCCAAGUACCACCCCAAUGCUACGAAAUUCCGUGGACAAUUUUGUUUGGGAACGUGGGCAGGCAAAGAGAGGACGCCGAAGUUGAAGCUGUGAAGGAACUAAUUCGACAAGCCGAAGCAGUUGGGCUGAUUGGGGGAGGUGUGCACUCGGAGGAACAUGACGAAAUACCCAUUGAUCUUGACGGGAGGAGUAUUUUGGAUCGGAGUGAUGCCCUUUGGGAUAGGUUAGUUCUUGGAAGCGUACCGUUUGACUUUGGCGACGGGGCUUUGGACAAGGCGAAUGUUGAUCCAGCAGGGACGGACGGGCAGGAUGAGAAUUGUGGCUGUUGCAGAACGUCUGGAUCUGACGGGAUUGAAGUCCAGACCAGUCACUUCACCGCAACAUAUUUAAAACAACGCCUCAACACCCACAACCGUUACCAAUACUCAACCCUUCUUCAGAAAGCAAGGGUGAGAAAAUUCCGCAAAAACUCAACUGGAAUGCCACCGCCAAACAGAAUCCUCACAUCGCCUAACCCCCCCUCCCCCGAGCCAGGGACAGUCCUCCUCGAAACACCACGGCUCAUCCUCCGCCGCUACAAGCUGUCAGACGCUCCGGCGCUCGCCUCCGUGGGGGAUCAUGAUGAAGUUGCCGCCACCCUCAGCGACAGGUUCCCGUCACCCUACACCGUCGAAGCCGCCUCCGAGUUUAUAGCAACCUGCGGCAGCGGCGCGGAUCCGCACUAUCCCACACACGGGGCCAUCAUGCUCAAGCCCAACACGCCGGAUAACCUGACGACGGCGCCGGUCAUGAUUGGGGGCUUUGGAUUUCUCCCGCAACAGGAUGUCUUUUACAGGACGUGGGCAGUGGGUUAUUUCCUGACCCCGUCGGCCUGGGGCAAGGGAUAUGGUACGGAGGCGAUUGCCGCGGCGGUGCGGUGGGCGUUUGAGACGUGGCCUGGUUUGCUGAGGGUUGAUGGGCAGGCGUUCUCGUCGAAUCCGGCGAGUGUGAGGGUCAUGGAAAAGAGCGGGUUUGUGAGGGAGGGCGUCAGGAGGCGGGCGGUUGAGAAGGGCGGCGUUGUUUGGGAUAUUGUUGCUUUGGGGGUUGUGAGGAGUGAUUUGGGGUUAGGAUAG
Metarhizium robertsii ARSEF 23 is the source of this 1395-nucleotide messenger RNA. RefSeq lists its product as uncharacterized. The record is from RefSeq and is a predicted model, not a curated record. The transcript is spliced from 2 exons. Gene Ontology annotation, molecular function: acyltransferase activity, transferring groups other than amino-acyl groups. The coding region runs from base 1 to 1395 and encodes 464 amino acids. Lineage: Eukaryota; Fungi; Ascomycota; Sordariomycetes; Hypocreales; Clavicipitaceae.